AUGAGCGCCUCGUUACUCUUACAGCUCGUCCUCACCGGCACUCAGACUCACUACGAAAGCCCCGGGUUGAUCGAUGAGAAAAGACUGGAGCACCUGUUGAUCGCCGGUAAACAAAUUCUCUACAAGUCACAUCAAGAGAGCGAUGUCCGAUCUGCGCUGGGAUUCAACCCGCGAAUAUGGGAGGGCUUGACAGCGGUGCUGAGAUACGCCCUCCCGGCCAUCGAACGACGAUGCUUCCCCUACAGAAACCCUUCACAAGGCGGCUUUGGCGGCACCGGUGCCGAGCUCAUUGCCGUUAAUUACGUGGAUCUCGUCAAGGACAUCGAACGACUCAACGAUCUAUGCACAAUUGCGCGCAAUCUCCUUGCCACCACCAAAAAGGCGCAGAAUCUCGCGGCUGAAAAAGGGUUCGACCAACAUAUCCUGAGGCUCAUCGAUGACUGUGUUAAGGUCACAGCUCGGGGCUUCGAUGGUGGGUCAAACCCUCGGAACGAGGAGAAAUGGCAAAAGGUGGUCAAUUUGUUUAAGAGGCUGUUGAUCACCUGCCUGCAGUUUCUGCACAAUUUUAUCAUGCACAAUGAACAGCGGAAACUGGUGCUGUGGCUGGAUCUAUUCGGACAGUCCCAAGUGAGUGAGGCGGCUGAUGAUCAGGCCAGCAGCCAACAAGAGCAGCAGAGGACCGCCGAGGAUGAAGGCAAAGAUCACGCUGCGAAAGAAGACAGAAUCAGGUCAACCGUGGAGAGAUUGCCGCGACGAGUGGGCCGGCUUGCAACAGAUGGAGAUGACCCCGGGUACAGCAUCGACGAUGUCCAUGCCCUGUUCGAUCUGAUGAGCACCAACAAGGAGCCCGACGAACAGACUCAAAAGGGGGCAAAGGUGCUCAUGGACAAGAUCAGGUCUGACAUGGAGACUCUGUCGGGUAUGAACGCGAAUCAGCUUGACGAUAGCCCAGAUGUGCUGCUGAAAGUGGGAGCUGAACUGCGUGCUUGGUUACAGACCAAGGAAGAAGCCGCUACCAGUGAGGGUCAUUCUUCGCAGGUCAAGCAAGUGGCUGAGAAGAUCAUGGCUCUAACCCAUGGCAAUGGCUACAACAAACCCGGUGGCAAAUCUCACUGGGGCGAUCUCCCAGAGCCUGGUUCCUAUGGCGACCUGAAUGAACCCGCCCAGGAUCUGACAGAAGAAGACUUGAGCAUGCCACGAACCGCUCAGUCCGCAGCUGCGACAUUAAAAGAAGCAAAAGACGAACUCAUGGCCCGGUUGCCACGAUCGCCGGUCAUGCGCCCGCCGCCCUUGAGAGAGUACGACGGCCCGAUAUACCCUUACGUUGACACUGACGAUGAAGACGACGAAGAAUAUGAACUUGAAGACGACGACGAGGACGACCUCAUCAGCGUUGGAGAUAGUAUGGAAGACGAUGAUUACCGCGGAUCCGGAGACCAAGAACGCGGCCUCCUCACCGACGUCCCACUUGUUCUUGGUCCGACCGAAAUCGAAGCACUACCCAUGAUCAUCCAAGCAGGCAUCGUGGAUAAUUUCGGUUCGAAGAAUGGCACCACUGCGCAACAGCAGGGUCUGAAAAAUAUGCAAGCGGUUCGCUGCCAUAUUUUGCUAGCUCAAGAGGCAGGGCGUAACGUUCUGCGGGAAUUGUUGAUUUUCAUCGCCGCGUGGGAUUUGCCGGACGAUGAAUUCUACUUCAAAAUGAUGGUGCAGAUCAUGGAAGCUAUCCUGAAAAACGGGCUAAUGUCCCACGCGUACGCCGACUUUGGGCAACCCAAGGACAUCAUUUCUCCGGCGCAAGCUGUCGUUAUCAAGAUCCUCACACACAUCUUCCGUGCGAAGUAUAGUCCUCCGUCGACCGCGCAGCAGCAGCAACUGAAUGGAUCGGGUGAACAACCGCCUGCAGCGCAACAGCAGCAGAAGGCUCGCUUGAGUCCCUCCCCGCUCAGUCGCGUGGACGUGCUCACCGUCCGUUACAUUUUCAUCGUGUUUCGAGGCAACAUCAUCCCUGAAACCUGUGCCCUCAUCUAUCUCCAGGGUCAAAUUCGUGCCGGCCUCGCGCUAGCAGAGGAUUUCCCACUGAACUUGUGGGACAUGGAACGGGUGUACGAAGGCGUCUACCAGUUUCUGGAAUUUUUUGCGGUGUUGACGGAGAAUAAUGAUUGGAAGAAGCUGCUGGUGCAGUGGGAGAUUGUGUAUGAUUUGGUGACGCUAAUAAAGGAGCUGGAUCAAAGCAUUGCGAAGGUCGGGUUGACGCAGGCUAUGCCUCCUCCGACAGAUGCGAACGGGAAUACGAAGGCGACAACGAAUGGAAAUGAACCGCAGGGUACGACCGGAGGUGGACCUCCAGGGCAAGCAUCAACGCUUCCUGCUCACGUUGCCGUCGAAAGACCGUAUGAUACUGCCAUCUCGGCCCAGGAACCUGUGCAACAGAAUGGCACCUCAACAAUCGCCGAAUCGCUCCCACAACCACCAACCGAUCUACCUUCAGCGUCACCCCCGGCACAAGCUCCUCCGGCGGCAACGACUGUGACCGAGGAACCCGCAGAUUUCGAAUGGCGGAAUCUCAAGAAACUCAUUGUGCUGGUGUUGUCGAGUCUGGUCUGGAAGUCCCCGACGGUGCAAAAUCAGAUCCGCGAGUAUGGUGGGGUGGAGACGAUCCUGAGUUGUACAACCUACGAUGCGUGCAACCCGUACAUCAAAGAACACGCGGUGAUGUGUCUCAAAUUCCUGUUGGAGAAUAACCCGGAAAACCAAGCGCUUGUUUCGUCGCUCGAGGCAAGGGAAAUUGUGCCCCCACCUGGUGAGGAUGCAGAGAUUGUGAGAGAGACGACAGAGAGGCUGGGACUGGAGGUACGGCUGGGGAGUGAUGGGAGGGCGAGGGUUGUCCGGAGAGAUGGCGCCCAAAGUCUCCCGGCGAAAAGGGACAACCCGAAUACGAACACGAGGAGCGGGAGCACGAGCGGGACUGGGAGGAUUGAGGAAGUCGGACAUGGCUAUGAUGAGAUAGAAGCCUUGGGAUUACCUGUUAAUGGAAGCGAGGCUGCGGCUGAAGCAAAGGAUAAGGACAAGGGCAAGGGUAAAGAGCGUGCGGUGGAUCCGGAUGACCAGGAGAUUGAGUUCAUGUAA
This is a messenger RNA of Cladophialophora bantiana CBS 173.52, 3126 nucleotides long. RefSeq lists its product as uncharacterized. Gene Ontology annotation, cellular component: cytosol. The transcript has 2 exons. The record is from RefSeq and is a predicted model, not a curated record. NCBI's taxonomy places the organism in Eukaryota, Fungi, Ascomycota, Eurotiomycetes, Chaetothyriales, Herpotrichiellaceae. Bases 1 to 3126 code for a protein of 1041 amino acids.